AUGCUUUCUCACGCCUUUCCUGCGGUCUCAGACCCCGCCAACUCGGAAAUCUGGCCUGGGGAAAAUAUUUCCACGAUGUUGGAUUUCUGCAUCCUCUUGGCUCCGUUGAUUGCCGACGUGUGUUCCACUGGGGAUUCUUACAAACGCGUUUCGCGCCGUCUGGACCUCGGUGCUUUUGGCCCGACUGGGUUCGCAAGAGCAUCGACCGAUCGUACUGGGGAUGAACACAUAGAUGGGUUGGAUUCCGGUCUGGCUUUGGUCCUUCACAAACUUUCCUUCAUUUCUAUCGCGGGCCAUGGAAACCCUGAAUCUGUUGCCAGUGCAUGUUUGGCUAUGACACGCCCAUUCUUGACACAUUCCUCUUGGAAGACACGGGGUAUCGGGUUACUUCUGCUCCGAAAUCUGGUUGUGAUGAAUUUGCCAGCGUUUUGGGAACUGAACACUUACAACAAGAAUCCCGACGAUAGAAAUUACCGCGUCCAUGAUUCUAUUAUCCAAUUGCGUGAACUGUUAGUCAGCCAUUUGAAUGACCACUGGAUCGAGAUUUGUCAAUUGGCUAUGUACACCAUGGCAGUCUUCCUUCAAAUUGGAAUUCUUCAGGUGGGUAAUCAACCUUUCGCAAUUUUGCCUAGCGCCACUCAGUAG
Molecule: messenger RNA, 645 nt
Organism: Dicrocoelium dendriticum
Lineage: Eukaryota; Metazoa; Platyhelminthes; Trematoda; Plagiorchiida; Dicrocoeliidae
Source: the annotation of a GenBank genome assembly